This is a messenger RNA of Ascoidea rubescens DSM 1968, 810 nucleotides long. RefSeq lists its product as uncharacterized. Lineage: Eukaryota; Fungi; Ascomycota; Saccharomycetes; Ascoideales; Ascoideaceae. The record is from RefSeq and is a predicted model, not a curated record. Bases 143 to 721 code for a protein of 192 amino acids. The transcript has a single exon.
CGAGAAUAUCUGUUGUUUUAGGUGGUUUUUUUGGGUGAAAUAUUAGUCUUUUUGAAUCAUAUAUCGAGUGGUCUAUCACAUAUCGAGUGGUCUAUCACAAUAAACAAAUAUAGCUGCAUUUUGAAAGCCACAUUUUGAAAAGAUGUUUCCAAUUAGACGUAUAUUAAAAGUGCCAACUUCAGCUACUUGUUACUCAGUUAAUCCACUCUUACCUAAAAGGUUUUUCAAUAAUUCAUCAACUUUAAGAUAUUCAGAGCCCAAAGAUGCUCAUGGACAUGACGAUGUUCAUGGACAUGAAAGUGGGCAUCAUGACGAUCAUCACCAUGACGAUCAUCAUCAUCAUGAAGAAUUUUCUGAAGCAGAAACUGUUUUCCAGCCAUAUGUUUUAAGAUUUCUUGGAGUAACUGCACUUAUUUCGGGUUUAAUUUAUACUAAUAAUCAAUUUAAAAAGACCCAUGGGGGAUUAUCAUUAAUAUCAUAUUACAUACCUGACAGUUAUACACCUGAAAGAGCAAUUGCUGAAGAAAUGCAAUUUUUGAAAGACAUUGGUGAAGAUCCAGGUUAUUCAUUUAGACAAUAUUAUAGUGUGAAUAAUAAUGAAUUUAAGACUGAGAUUGGAAGAGAACGUUUUCUUAACUCAGGCAGUGCAUUGAAUCAUACUCCAGGUGAAUUAUUGGAUAUUGAUAAUUUAUCACCAAGGAAAAACAUCAAAUAUUUUUAAUAUAAAGUUAAUAUUAAAGCUAAAAUUAAUAAAUAUAAUUACUUUUAAAUAUUCAAUUAUUCAAUAAAUUAUUUUCAAAAGUUCCUAAC